Nakaseomyces glabratus is the source of this 480-nucleotide messenger RNA. It is a transcript of the gene BET5, whose product is annotated as TRAPP subunit BET5. Gene Ontology annotation, biological process: endoplasmic reticulum to Golgi vesicle-mediated transport. Gene Ontology annotation, cellular component: TRAPP complex. Lineage: Eukaryota; Fungi; Ascomycota; Saccharomycetes; Saccharomycetales; Saccharomycetaceae. The record is from RefSeq and is a predicted model, not a curated record.
AUGGGAAUUCAUUCGUUUUGGAUAUUUGAUAGACAUUGCAAUUGUAUAUAUGAUCGUGAAUGGACUUUACUCUCGAAUUCAGGCAGCGGUACUAUUAACUCCAAACAAAAUGAUGAAACUGCUAAAUUGCUGUAUGGUAUGGUUUACUCUCUUCGAACAAUAACACAGAAACUGUCACAUGGAUCCAUGAAGAAUGAAAUACGGACGAUUGCGACUGGCAAAUAUUUAGUGCACAUUUUUUGCACAGCAUCUGGCUUAUGGUUUAUAUUAUUAUCCGAUUUCCGUCAACAAUCUUAUUCGCAGGUUUUACAUUACAUAUAUGGGCAUAUAUAUGUUAAAUAUGUCGCUAAUAAUCUGCUGUCCCCCAUAGACUUUGCAGAAAAUAAAAAUGAAACCAGAGGACAAGGUUUCAGAAAGAUUACUAACAGGAACUUUAUAAAAAGCCUCGAAGCAUUCUUAGCACCUAUGGUUGCUAAGUAA